Molecule: messenger RNA, 267 nt
Organism: Miscanthus lutarioriparius
Lineage: Eukaryota; Viridiplantae; Streptophyta; Magnoliopsida; Poales; Poaceae
Source: the annotation of a GenBank genome assembly
AUGGAUGGAUCAGCAGAGUUGGUCAGCAACGAGGACGAUCUGGAGGAUGAGGAAGGCUGCACUGAUGAGGUUCAGAAUGAUGAGGAAGGCUACAAUGAGGAUGAUCAGGAGGGCUACAAUGAGGUGGUGAUCGAUGGCUGCGGGGACGAUGCACUUGCACAAGAUGAUUGGUAUGAUCAGGAGGUCGACUAUGGGUUUGAUCAGGAGGUCGACUAUGGGCUUGAUCAGGACGACGAACAGGAGUUCGAAGAGUUCUACUUACUGUGA